GCCUCUGGACGGCCUGCUCCCUGGGUGGCGCACUGCUGGCCGUGGGCGCCGCGGUCACCCGCCGAGCCGCAAAGGCGCCAGUGGAGGUCGUGGCGGAGGCCAUCCCCCGCCCUGAGGACCUGCUCGACUCCCCGAAGUUCCCCAUGUUCGAGGGCUCCACGGGCGGCUACAUGUCCCGCUCCACCCGCGAGAGGCACGCCAUCACCUGGACGGCCAAGGGCCAGGCCAAGUUCGAGAUGCCCACGGGUGGCUUCGCCAUCAUGAACCAGGGCGAGAACCUGUGCUACUUCAGGAAGAAGGAGCAGUGCAUCGCGCUCGGCAAGCAGCUGCGCAAGAUGAAGAUCGAGAACUACAAGAUCUACCGCCUGAAGAAGGAUGGCACCGUGAUCUUCAUGCACCCGGCUGAUGGUGUCUUCCCCGAGAAGGUGAACAAGGGACGUGUGCAGGUGAACGGCCGCCCCUUCACCAUCCGUGGCAACCCUCAGCAGUCCGAGCUGAAGUUCACCAAAUACCAGGGUAAGGGCUACGAGGCGGACCCCCUGACCACCAUGUUCGUCAAGGCCCGCGUGAUGGCCUUCGCGGAUGUGCCCAACCUGUUCGCCCUGCCCCAGCCCAACAUGGAUGAGCUCGUGCCGGCCGAGGAGGUGGACAAGUACACCCGCCAGGAGUACACCACCAGGAUGAUGGAGGCGCUGAAGCGCGUCCAGGACGACCGCGCGGCGAAGGCGGCCAAGAGCCUCUAA
Molecule: messenger RNA, 743 nt
Organism: Symbiodinium necroappetens
Lineage: Eukaryota; Dinophyceae; Suessiales; Symbiodiniaceae
Source: the annotation of a GenBank genome assembly